AUGCAAAAUAAGAUUGAUAAGCUUGAACUGGAAAAUAGUUUCGUAACAAAUUAUCUAAGAGAUAUAUCAACACGAGACAUACUUUCACAGCUCAAUGAUGCAGUAAAAAGCGAUGAAAACCUUAUCAUUGAAUAUACAUUUACAAGACCAUUGGAAAAAUUUCAAUCAAAACUAUUUAAUGCUAUCAAAGAAACAAAUUCACGACUGAUAUUCAAAAUUCGAUCAGCAGAAGCAACAUCGUCACUAGAAUUAACUGGAACAAAUGAAGGUGGGUUUAUUCUAUCUAUAAAAAGUGAUGACGAAACUAAUGCACUUAAAUAUUUUUCAGCCAUUAACAGUAUCUUUAAAGAAUUGAAGAUAUCAACACUUCAUUUACACAAAGCAAUUCUUUCCGAAAAUCUUUGCAAUACUAUCCACUUGGCGAAUAUCAAUUGUGAAACAUCACUUAAACAAUUAGCAGAGACUAUUAAUCAACUACCGUUAUUAAAAACUCUUGAACUUCAAAGUGAAACUAGUUGUGCAGUUUUUCAUCGAGAAAAACGAAUUUUUAACAGGGAAAGUAGCAUACUUGAAUCUGACUGUAUUAGUCCUAAAUAUUAUCAUUCAUCUCAGGAAGAAAGCAGUAAUCCUCCACCACAGAUUUCCAAUGAGAGAGAAGAUAGAAGAGCAAUGCUUGUUGAACCUUUCUCUCACACUUCCUCAAAUCCACUUUACAAACAAAUACAAGAAAUCGCAUUCAAUUUUACACCAAAACAAUUCCAAAUUACUGUUAGUCCUGAUGUAAGCAUAACUCACAUUGCUUCAAUUAGAGAAUCAAAUUCACUAGUAACUCAUCUACAAUUUGCUGGACGAAUAGAAGAGACUGAUAUGACGACGUUAAUUAAAGCUUUUCGUAAGAAUAAGAUAAUAUCUCAUUUAUCUUUGAAAGAAAUUGAAAUUUCACUUCUUAAUCUUCGUCAGAUCUUCGAUAUGUCCUAUGCUAAUCGAAGAUUACGAGUAUUAGAAAUUCGUCAUUGUACAUCUGUUUCUGACCGAGAGGUUAUUUCAACAAGAAAUUAA
Adineta steineri is the source of this 1059-nucleotide messenger RNA. NCBI's taxonomy places the organism in Eukaryota, Metazoa, Rotifera, Eurotatoria, Adinetida, Adinetidae. The record is from the annotation of a GenBank genome assembly.